CUGGGCACCUCUGCCCAUCACCACCAACAACACGGGAGAGCCCGGGCACACCCGGCCAUUGGCUGAUCGCACGACAGGCUGCGCCCUGAUUGGUCAGAUGAAGCAUCAGUCAAAGAACGAAGGUUCCCGCCCCUUCUUGAACCAGCAGGUUAGUGUUCACCGCGGUGCAGCGCAAGACCCCGCGAAGCGCAGAGCCUGGAUUCGGGUGAGACUCGGGAACGCGAGAUGGAAAUGAAAAAGAGGAUCCACCUGGAGCUCCGGAACAGGACGCCGGCCGACGUAAAAGAGCUUGUCCUGGAUAACUGCCGGUCACGCGAAGGAAAAAUAGAGGGACUGACAGACGAAUUUGAAGAACUGGAAUUUCUAAGCACAAUUAACGUCUGUCUCAGCUCUGUUGCAAAUUUACCAAAGUUAAACAAAUUGAAAAAGCUGGAGUUGAGUGAUAAUAACAUCUCUGGAGGACUGGAAGUACUGGCAGAAAAAUGUCCAAACCUUACACAUCUCAACCUGAGUGGAAACAAAAUAAAAAAUAUGAGCAUAAUAGAACCUCUGAAAAAAUUAGGGAGCUUAAAGAGCUUAGACCUGUUUAACUGUACGGUCACCAACCUCAGUGACUAUCGAGAAAAUGUCUUCAAGUUACUGCCCCAGCUCACUUACCUAGAUGGAUAUGACAAAGAUGACAAGGAAGCCCCCGACUCCGAUGCUGAAGCCUAUGUGGCGGGUUUAGAUGAUGACGAUGAUGAGGAUGAUGGUGGUGAUGAGGAAGACUAUGAUGAGGAUGUUCCACCGGGCGAGGAGGGCGAGGAAGAUGAUGAAGAAGAGGAAGGAGAAGAGGAGGAAGUGAGCGGCGAGGAGGAGGAGGAUGAGGAGGCUAACAGCAAAGGGGAGGAGGAAGAAGCCGAUGAGGAUGGAAAGGGAGAAAAGAGAAAACGGGACCUUGAGGACGAUGGAGAAGAGGAGGACUGAGCAGCCAUUAGAAAAGGACAAAACACAGGAGGAAUGAGCCUCGUCACUUAGUGGAGAACUGAACCCCAAGACCCAAUCUGAAAAUUCUGUUGUAAUUUGUUUUACUUUCAUUGACCCUGCUCCUUUUAUUUCCUGGUUAUAAGGUUGCUGUGUGCUGAACAGACACCAAGCAAGGAGAAUCAAGCUUUGUAUUUCUAUUACUGCUCUUCAGUUUUUUAAAAUAGUUUUUUAAAGGUAAAGUUUGUGUUUUGCACAGAUCCCUUACAAUCCAAGACAUGCAGUCUUUCUAAAUCCCAUUUCUAAUGUAUCUGUUUUUUUGGAUGUGGUUUGACUUUGGUUACCCUUUUAAUGAUCGUAAGGAAAGUCUUAAGCAGAAAUUAGUGUUAACCCUUUCCUGCAGUGUCUGGCUGGUUAGCAGCUUAAGGGUUAAUCGGCCAUAAAAGCCAGGCAAUUUGGUAGAAGAGCAUGAUACAGUGAUUGUACCACCUCUCUGUCUCCUCUUAACUGAACACCAGCAUCUCAUCCCAUGUGGAGUUGGUAGCUGAACAUAAUAAUCCAGUUAUUAGAAAUACAAUUCUCAAAUCCUAUUUAGAAUGUUAGAUGUGUGCAGACAAUUAUGAGGCUGUUGUAUUAUUAUAAUAUGUGGGCAAAAUGUGUAAUAAUAUCAUGGGUACCAAGAGAUUCCAAUCAGCGGGUGAUAUGUGAGCAGAUAUAAAGGAUUGUUGUAGUUAGAGCUAUGGAAUUGGUUUUUUGACUUUACAUAAGAAAAUCAGGUGCACUUUUUUUGGUGUGCAUCAAGAAGAUUGAUGUAAUGGGGGUUGGCUAGUACAUCCUAUACAGUGAUCUGUGUUCAUACACCUCUAGAUACAUACAUAGAAAGCAGUGUGGUGGAGUAGCUAGUGAACCCACAGGACCAGUUAGUAAAUAAGGAUCAUGUAGCUAGGCCGGUAGAGUCCCUUGCAUUUUAGAAAAAUAAGUGAGUGAUGAUUUUCUUUCUUUUAAUUUGGUUUCCUUUAGUUACAUGUUGUUUGUUGUUGUCGUUAAGCAAUUUAAUUAAAAGGCAGAAUAAGUAUUUCUGUAAUGCUCUCAUUAUAGAUGUGCUAAUUAAUCUCAAUCUGAUUUGAUCAUUUACCAUCUGGCUUUUCUUUUUUGUAAUCAGGCAAAUAGCAAAGUGUGGUAGCAUACACCAACCAAUUGGAAUUCAUCUUCUAAUGAACAGAGUUUAGCAAAUAGAAAUCUGAUUGGUUUCUAAUGGUUACUACAUUAGGACCGCUCUUUGCACUGCUUCAAUGAACAGGUCUGCGCUUAGUACUAUUACAGGGUUUAGUGGAAUCAGUGCAAUCUAAAAUAAGAAUUCUACUGGGAGAAUGUAGCAUGUCCUCGCUGACCUUGUAACAUAGCAAAGUCUUUAUGCAGACCUAAUGCAUCAAUGUUUUAGGGAAUUACUACAACACUGGAACCUCAAAUCCUGAUUGGGUAUCCCAGAAUGAGCUGUGCUGUGAUGACAUAAGGAUGAGGUUUGUAAGGGGUAGAUAUGACACAGGUAUAGCAGGAUAAGAGAGCAAUGGUGGUAGAGGAAACAAGCUCUUUCAGUCUGUCAUAUUACUGGCACAUUAGUUUUAUAGUAAAGCGGAUUGUUUAUAUAACUGAUUACAAACACUUUAUACUAAAUAUUAUAGUAG
Molecule: messenger RNA, 2648 nt
Organism: Nanorana parkeri
Lineage: Eukaryota; Metazoa; Chordata; Amphibia; Anura; Dicroglossidae
Gene: ANP32A
Product: acidic nuclear phosphoprotein 32 family member A
Exons: 8
Coding region: 226-966 (246 amino acids)
Biological process (GO): regulation of apoptotic process
Cellular component (GO): nucleus
Molecular function (GO): histone binding
Source: RefSeq, a predicted model, not a curated record